AUGAAUGCUUGUCGGAAGAAGGGUCGUUUAUCCUUCUUCAUACGAGCUGAAAUCGAACCGAAAAAUCGUUCAGGCGUAAACUCGCUGCAGUAUGAUCCGUGUACAGACACACUGUUUACUGCUGGGCGGGAUUCCAUUAUCAGGGUUUGGAACACUAAAAGGCAAUCGGAUCCUCUUGUGCAUACCAUGGAACAUCAUGCUGACUGGGUUACAGACAUUGUACUAUGUUGUGGUGGCAAAAAUCUCAUAUCUGCCUCAAAUGAUACGACAGUGAAGGUUUGGAAUGCUACAAAAGGAUUUUGUAUGUCUACUCUGGGUACACACAAAGACUAUGUUCGAGUGCUUGCCUACGCCCAACAUCGUGAGGAAGUUGCUAGUGCUGGUCUAGAUGGCGCAAUAUUUUUGUGGGAUAUAAGAACACUUACAGCACUUACACCAACUAAUAAUACAGUUGAAACUCGUCCACUGACAACAAAUGAUGAAAGUACAUAUAGCUUAGCUAUGAAUCCAUCUGGGACAGUCAUUGUAGCUGGUGGUCCUUAUAAAAGAAUAUGGGUAUGGGAUCCUAGAUCACGUAGUAAACCUUUCGACUUACGAAGUCAUACUGAUAGUAUACGUGCACUUGCUGUUCGACCAAAUGGUGAAGAGAUUAUUAGUGGUAGUUCUGAUGGAACAAUUAAAAUAUGGUCACUUGGUAUGCAACGAUGUACAGAUACCAUUCGCACACACAGUGAAAGUGUAUUCACAUUACAGGUGAAUAACAAUUGGUCAACUGUUUAUUCCGCUGGUAAAGAUCAGACGGAUCCAGUCUUAAAGCUCCUAUUACAUGAAGGUAGAAGUCAGUCAUUUUUAUGGUCUGCAACAUGUAAUACAAAUGUGUCACGUUGGCUUAUUAAACACCAUGCUACUGGAAUAUGUUCUCGACCAAUUGUAGAUCAUGAACAUUAUUCAUAUCAUUGUGAGAAUAAUACUGAUAUAGAUCAUGCUAGUACAGAGAAAUCUAUUCCCAUGUCUAAAUGCUCUGAAUUUGUAUCCAAUCCAAUUCCGUUUCAUUGCCAUCUAAUGCUCACAAUAAUAAUAAUAGCAUUCUUACCUACGGACAAUAAUAAUGAUAAUAACAAUAAUGAUAAACACAAUUCCUCAUUAUCUUCAAAACCUGAUUUCGUCAUAAAAGGUGGAUCACCAAUUGUACAGUUUCAUAUAUGCCCUGAAAAACGUUUUAUAUUAACAAAAGAUAAUGAAGGUAUAGUAGCUGUAUAUGAUGUUUUAAAAGCAUCAAUGAUUGAAUGUUUAGGUGUUGUAUCAUUUGAAGAAGAAAUUAAGAAACGUGAAAAACUUAUUUAUGUUCCAAAUUGGUUUACAGUAGAUUUAAAAUGUGGAAUGCCAAUUAUUCAUUUGGAUGAAGGUGAUUGUUUGUCAGCCUACAUAAAUGCUUCUGAUGCUGGUCUGUUAAAUGAAUUCAAUGAUCCCAAUUAUUGUUAUGAUACUAAAAUUAAUUACGGCUUUGUAUUACUCAGAUCAUUAUUUACUCGUCGGUUAGCUGCAUCCUCAAGUAAUACUAAUACUAGUAAUAAUGGGAACAAUAUAGAUAAUGAAAUUCCUGGACAUACACCAAUUAUUUUAAGUGAUGGAAGUGGUCGACCACUUGAUCGAUUUUUAGCUCGUGAUGCUUCUUCAUUUAGUGUACGAUUAAGACGUUGUAAUCCAGAACCGAAAUGGAUUAUGGAAGUUGUAGAAUCUUGUAAACUACCUAAACCAGUUCGUAUAGCGUUUUGCCUCGUUCCUGGUGUUAUUGAAGUAGACAGUCAAGGUCAACAGCGUGUUGUACCAAUGAAUUCAUUAAAACGAGACUCAUUGGCUGCUAAUGAUGUUUUAUUAAUACGUAAAGUUAUGGAACAUGUAUUUCAACGUUUAUAUAAACUAGCGGAUACAUUAACCAUGAAUGGUACGUUAUCUAGUCCACCAUCACCUAGAUCCACAAGACAAAAUGAUGAUACUGGUCAAGCUGUUCCGCCUAAAUCAUCAUCUUAUUGUGAUACAACUUCCAAUCCUCAAACGCCUGUAAUGGCACCAUUAAAUCUUCCACCUGAAACAUUACAAAUUGAUUUGGCUAGAAUAAUAGCGACAGCUUCAUCAAAUAUUCCGCAACCUGAGAAUAUUAUUGAGAUAUGGUGUGGUGAUCAGUGUCUUGAUCCUAAUAUGAAUUUACGCAGUGCUCGUCAUUUCUAUUGGAAACAGUCAGGUGAUUUGGUGUUAAGUUAUUUAGUUACCAAAGAAAAUAAUACUGAUAACAAUUAUGCUACUACUAAUACUAUUGAUAGUAAUAAUAAUAAUUCUAUUUCAUCAUACUUACCAACAGUCUACAUAAUCCCACAACUGUUACUUCAAUUACUACUAGUAUUCCUUCUGCUAACAUAAGGAAAGAGGAUAAUAUCAACAAUUUCAAUGGGAACGGGACAGAUAGUAACAAUUUGAAGAAUGAGCAUCGAGAAACCACUAGUGUCGCAUCGUCAUCAUCUUCAUCAAUGAGUAUUCAUAAUUGAUGUUAUUAUUAUUAUUAUUAUUAU
Schistosoma mattheei is the source of this 2567-nucleotide messenger RNA. The record is from the annotation of a GenBank genome assembly. NCBI's taxonomy places the organism in Eukaryota, Metazoa, Platyhelminthes, Trematoda, Strigeidida, Schistosomatidae.